Menidia menidia (Atlantic silverside) is the source of this 1209-nucleotide messenger RNA. Lineage: Eukaryota; Metazoa; Chordata; Actinopteri; Atheriniformes; Atherinopsidae. The record is from the annotation of a GenBank genome assembly.
CAGCAGCUCUUUGGCCGGAGCGCUUUCUGCUCCGCUUUCGGUCAUGGCGAGACGCGUGGAGCCCGUGGCGGAAGAUGGAGGCAGAAGACGGCCCGUGCUCGCAGCACGCUGGUUAUCGUCACGUGGGGAGAGCAACGAGUGGCGGAAGAUCGGUAUGGGUUGAUCCACCAAGCCCGGAUCUCUGCCUCCGUAAACGCCAUGAGGGUCCUUAACACCGGCACGGAGGUGGAGGCAGCUGUGGCCGAUGCUCUGACCCUCUGCAUGGCUGCCAGCCUCCCUCCUCACAGCUUGCCCCCCCCCCCCCGUGUGCCCCCCCUGCUGUCCUCCUCUGGUCCCCAGCGGAAGCCGCUCAGACGGCGGUACGAGUCUCCCGGCAUGUACUCCGACGACGACGCUAACAGCGACGCCUCCAGCGCCUGCUCCGAGCGCUCCUACGGCUCCCGCAACGGCGCCAUCCCCCACUACCUCCGCCAGACGGAGGACGUGGCCGAGGUCCUCAACCACUGCGCCAGCUCCAACUGGUCGGAGAGGAAGGAGGGCCUGCUGGGCCUCCAGAACCUCCUCAAGAGCCAAAGAAUCCUGAGCCGCGUGGAGCUGAAGAGACUCUGUGAGAUCUUCACCAGGAUGUUCGCCGACCCUCACAGCAAGGUGUUCAGCAUGUUCCUGGAGACGCUGGUGGACUUUGUCACCGUGCACAGGGAGGACCUCCAGGACUGGCUCUUCGUCCUGCUCACCCAGCUCCUGAAGAAGAUGGGAGCAGACCUGCUGGGCUCCGUCCAGGCCAAAGUCCAGAAGGCUCUGGAUGUCACCAGGUGUGUGCUCACCUGGGUGGGGCUGCUGUGGAAACAAAACCUGUGUGGUAAAGCUAUUCUUCCUGCUGCUCUUCCCUACCGCACGCUAGCCCGGAGCCGCAUCCCCCGCCCCAGCAUGAGUCAGGGCUGCAGUCGCGACACCAGUCGUGAGAGCAGCCGCGACACCAGCCCCGCUCGGGGCUUUGCUCCUCUGGCCUCCCGGCGUCACUCCCGUUCCACCAGCGCUCUCUCCUCAGCAGAAGCUCACGGCCAGUCAGGUGACCUGCAUGAGCACAGCUCCCUUUGCUUUAGAGCUUCUGUGGUUGGUCAGUGGGAUGAAACCAGGAAAAAAUCCAUCCAUCAUCCAUCCAUCACUUCAUCAGACCGGAGGAACAGAAUAUUGUGUUUGAGCAUGUAG